Microcebus murinus (gray mouse lemur) is the source of this 2698-nucleotide messenger RNA. It is a transcript of the gene SLC25A38, whose product is annotated as solute carrier family 25 member 38. NCBI's taxonomy places the organism in Eukaryota, Metazoa, Chordata, Mammalia, Primates, Cheirogaleidae. Gene Ontology annotation, cellular component: mitochondrial inner membrane; mitochondrion. Gene Ontology annotation, biological process: glycine import into mitochondrion. The record is from RefSeq and is a predicted model, not a curated record. Gene Ontology annotation, molecular function: glycine transmembrane transporter activity.
UCGACUUUCGUAAAUACGCCCAGACCUUCCACCCACAGGCGAAGUUCCUCAGGUGCCCCAGCAAGCCCGGGGCGCUGGGAGCCGUGGACCCUGCAAUUCCGGGCGUUUUCACCAGGUAGCGCUAGGAGCGCUCCCCAGGCGCCUGCCCAGCGUCCCUCCCCGGAAGCAAAGCUCCCCGUGCACCCCGUCCCUCCGGCCUCCUCCACCCGCGGGCGCACAGGCCCUAAUCUCCGGCGUUGAAGCCCGCGGCGGGGCAGGAUGGGCAGGAGUGCAGAGCUGUGGAGUCCGCGGGCCGGGUGAAGACCGGCGAGCAGCUGCCGGGGCAGGACAGUUCGGCGCUCGCAGCCACGCGCGGGCGGGCCGUGGGCGCGCAGCGCCGAGACGCGCAGGUCCGGGCCCCCGGCGGCUGGUGCUUACGGGGCGCAGACGUCAGCGAGCCCGCGGCCUAAGACGCGGCGCCUGGCUGCCGCUGUCCCCUGGCCUCCUCCUUUCAAGGUCGGCAGGGCCAGGCCCGAGCGCCCACCGACGGCACCCUGGGCCCGGAGCACUCGCGGGCCUCCUCCCGGAUGAUUCAGAAGUCCCGGCCCGCGCUGCUGCCACCCCAAGAUGUCGGAGACACGGUGGAAACGCUUAUGUUACAUCCGGCGAUCAAGGCUUUCCUGUGUGGCUCCAUCAGUGGGACCUGCUCUACCCUCCUUUUCCAACCUCUGGAUCUCCUGAAAACACGCCUGCAGACUCUCCAGCCCUCAGACCAUGGGUCUAGACGAGUUGGGAUGUUGGCUAUACUCUUGAAGGUGGUUCGCACAGAGAGUCUUCUGGGCCUUUGGAAAGGGAUGUCCCCUUCCAUUGUGCGAUGUGUCCCUGGUGUUGGAAUCUACUUUGGCACUCUCUACUCUUUGAAGCAGUAUUUCUUGCGAGGCCAUCCCCCGACUGCCCUGGAGUCGGUCAUACUGGGGGUGGGCUCUCGCUCUGUUGCAGGAGUCUGCAUGUCGCCUAUCACUGUGGUCAAGACACGUUACGAGAGUGGGAAGUAUGGCUAUGACAGUAUCUAUGCCGCCCUGAGGAGCAUCUAUCGCAGCGAGGGGCACCGGGGCCUCUUCAGUGGCUUGACAGCGACUCUCCUUCGUGACGCGCCUUUUUCAGGAAUCUACCUGAUGUUUUACAACCAGACCAAAAACAUAGUGCCCCACGACCAAUUGGAUGCAACGCUUAUUCCUGUUGUGAAUUUCGGCUGUGGGAUAUUUGCUGGUAUUCUGGCUUCACUGGCAACUCAACCUGCAGAUGUUAUCAAAACUCAUAUGCAGCUCUCCCCAGUGAAGUUUCAGUGGAUUGGCCAAGCAGUGACACUCAUUUUCAAAGACUAUGGACUUCGUGGCUUCUUCCAAGGCGGUGUCCCCCGGGCCCUCCGCAGAACUCUGAUGGCAGCAAUGGCAUGGACGGUGUAUGAAGAGAUGAUGGCCAAGAUGGGCCUGAAGUCCUGACCAAGAGAGCGCUGGGAAAGGGUGGAAUCUAUUGCCCUGCUUGGUUUCUGCCAAGGGCUGCUGCUUCUCACUAUCCUGGAGUAAGAGGUAGACCUGUAUGGAAACCAGGCAGAAAUGGCAUUGCCUUUGCCUUCGGUAACCCCAUUCAGGGAGAGAAUAGAUGAACCUGACUCAAGCCUUCAGAAUCUCCCAGAAGAGGAGCCAUCAAUACACACAGCACACAGGGGAGUUAGGAGAAAGCUUUGCAUACCCUCGAGGCUACUUGCAAAGGCGGUUCUGGGGAGGGCUUUGUCAGGCAGCUCUGAUUUAGUCUCCCCACCGUACACCGUACACCGUGGUGCCUCCUUGGGGACGUUCUUGGGCAAGGAAUCACAAAGCCUGAGAAGCUACAGCUGGGGAAGACUGGAUCUGAGGGGAGGAGUCAUUGUCACCAGGCUGAAGACUCUGAGGUGGUGGCAGGAUGAGGAAGAAAAGAUGUCCUUAUUUAGUGGAUUCCUAGUCAACUUCUCAGAGGCUCUGGAGAAUGGGGACAGUGGCUUCCUAGCUUCUAAAUGUCCAAAUAAAAUUUUUUGGUUUUGGUCCCUGUACUGUUUAACCUCUAAGUUGUUCUGACAUUUUUUUUCCAACUAAAGUUCAAAUAAAGUGAAGUACUAUAUUGUUGAAAGUUGUUGGGAAAACCUAAAUAGUGUUAUUGCUGUAUUUUAAAAUCACAAAAUAGUUCUAGGGUGGCUGGCUCUAGACCUUUAUAAGUCCCUAAAACCUAUUUUUUUUUUAAACAGCCUUAUUUUACAUAUUAUAACAAUUCACCUGUUUCAAGUCUACAGUGAUUUUUAGUAACUUUACUAAAUGGUGUAACCAUCACCAUAAAUCAGUUUGAGAAUAUUUUCAUCCUCCAGUAAGAUCUCAUAUAAUUAAUCCUCACUCCCAGGCCAGCUCACCACAGAUCUAUUUUCUGUCUUUAUAAAUUUCCCUUUUCUGGAUACUUCAUGUAAGUGGAAUCAUACAAUAUGUAGUCUCUUGUGUCUAGCUUCUACUUUGCGUAAUGUUUUUGAGGUUCAUCCACGAUGUGGCAGGUACAAUACUUAUUUUUUAUGGCUGAAUAAUAUUCUAUUGUGUGUAUAUACUAUAUUUUAUUUAUCCAUCAGUUGAUGAAUAGUAUGGUUGUUUCUACUUUGGGACUAUUAUGUAUAAUGCUGCUAUAAAUAUUCAUGUGCAAG